AUGAGCACGACCGCAAUCAGCCAACAAGCAAGGCAAAUGUCGACAAACGGGAAUCGAGACACACUGGUGGUAUCGUCGUUUGAUCUGGAGCCCAACCCGUUCGAGCAGAGCUUUGCAUCGAGCAAAAAAGGCGGUCCCAAGGAGGUGGGGGACGGUGCGAUCACGGUGGGACUUGCGGCAGGUGGGGCCACUGUUGACGGCGCAAGUGAAGUGCCAGGAAGUGUGGUGAAGGCAUCGCCGGUUCCAUUGCUGUCGGUAAAGCCGCCUACAAUGCAAUCGCCGCCGGUUCUCACUCCUGGAGGAUCGCGCCGUUUGCCUCCACUAUUGCUGUCGCCAAACGUUCUCCAGAACGGGGCAGCCGCCCAUCAGACGAGUGCAGGAGCACCAACACUCCCACAUUCAGGCGUCACUCCGUUGCUCUCGGUACCAGGAAAUGGUACAAGCACUCCUGGGUUUUUCCUCAAUCUCUCGAAGACUGGGUUGACUCCCAACGAGUCCAAUAUCCGCACUGGUCUGACUCCAGGGAUUCUCACCAAUGGUGCAACGGGCGUGGGUACCGCGGACUCAGCCCCUCCGCCUAUUCCACUACCCACGGGCCAUUUCACACCAGGACUCUCAACGCUCUUGGGACUCCCGUUGCCAGAUAAGCAUAGUUCGCCCGCUGCAGUACUGGAGCCAACGGCACCACCAAUAGGAAAUUCAGUCUCGGGAUCCGUUACGGCAUCUGCAAGCUCCACCACCGUCAAUUCUGGCACUUCUAAUACGCCGCUUGAGAUGCAAGCGCCUCCUCGCAAAAUGGUCCAUUCUGGUUCAGGCUCUGGCGGUACAACCGCCGCAUCUUCUAAUGGCUCGGAUUCUACACCAUCGGGAGCCCGCCUCAAUGAAGACAAUUCCAAUCUAGAACCUGCACAAAAGCGCCGCAAGCCUGCCCCCAAAAAGUCCAAGAAGAAUGAGCCUGCUCAAGAGAUUAAGGACGAGCAAGAGCGCAAGCGUAAAGAGUUUCUAGAGCGUAACCGGGUAGCCGCAUCAAAGUUCAGAAAGCGUAAGAAGGAGUACAUCAAGAAGAUCGAGUCUGAUGUGCAAUUCUACGAAGCAGAAUAUGACGACUUAAGUCAGUGUAUGGACAAACUAUGUGGAAUCUCCAAGCAGACCAUCAACUCCUCACUCGUAGGCAUGUUGAAGCAGGCACUGUUGCGUCAUGACGUAAACUCAGCUCUGACGCUUUGUAAUCACGUCGAGCAGGUACUGCUGCAAACCAAGUAUGUCCAGCGAAGCGGCAGAAACCCUAGGCGAGAAGACGAAGAAAAACGUAGACGCGACAGCCUCAAUGAAAAUAACUCCGAUUCUCAUGUUAUGCAACAACAGCUUCAUCAUCACUCGGAAACAGCAAACUACUCAGGAGGCGCUCAGCAAAUGAAAAACAAUGGACAUGCCGAAGGCGAUGAUGCGACAGGUACGAUAAACAAUUUACCCCUAGUGAUCAACGGUAAUACCCUUCUCAGUCUAGACGAUAUUCACCAUGGGUCCGCUCGUAAAAAUGGUGCCUCUAAUCUCAUUGCCGACAAUACUCCAGUCAGCAGGCACAGCUCUUUAACUAACUUGGAACAGCAGGGUCAACCCUCGGCUGUACUACACGACUAUCCGAAUUCCAACUAA
Messenger RNA from Lachancea fermentati, 1656 nucleotides. Lineage: Eukaryota; Fungi; Ascomycota; Saccharomycetes; Saccharomycetales; Saccharomycetaceae. The record is from the annotation of a GenBank genome assembly.